AAUAUGUCUCCUUAACAAUUUUAUUUUCAAAUGUUAGUUGAAGGAGUCAUUCCCGCCAAUCUGGUCAACUCCAGAACUCUACAACAACGCAUCAUUUCCCUUCUUCAAAAAUGUAGCACCAUUAAAAAGAUUACCCAAAUCCACACCCAGAUCAUCAUUAACGGUUUUUCUCAGAAAAAUUUCAUCCUAGUAAACCUUAUCUCAUUCUAUAUAACCUCUAGUAAUAAUCUCCCACAUGCCCUUAAAAUUUUCGAGACUAUCGAAAAACCAAGUACGACAAUCUGGAACCAGGUCAUCCGAGGGUAUUCAAGAACCGAAAACCCUGAAAAAUCGGUUGAAUUGUAUAACCAAAUGGUUGCAACGGGGGCUAUCCCUGAUGGGUUUACUUAUUCAUAUCUUCUGAGCGCUUGCGCCAGGUCUGGGAUGUUGAGAGAAGGGGAACAGGUUCAUGGGAGAGUUUUGGCAGAUGGGUAUUGCUCUAAUGUGUUUGUGAGGACGAAUUUGGUUAAUUUGUAUGCAAUGGUAGGUGGUGGUAAUGGCAUUGGUUAUGCACGUAGAGUGUUUGAUGAAAUGGGGGAGAAGAAUGUGGUGAGUUGGAAUUCGUUGCUCGCAGGCUAUAUUAGGUCUGGGGAUGUUGAUAUGGCGAGGAGAGUUUUCGAUGAGAUGCCAGAGAGGAACGUGGUGUCAUGGACGACAAUGGUUGCAGGGUUUGCUGGGAAUGGGAAGUGUAAGCAAGCUUUGUCCUUUUUUAAUCAGAUGAGGAGGGCGCGUGUCCAGUUGGAUCAGGUGGCAUUGCUGGCAGCAUUAUCAGCCUGUGCUGAAUUGGGUGAUUUAGAAUUGGGGAAGUGGAUUCACUCACAUAUCAAAGAGACAUCACGGUUUGGAAGCCAGCAAUUGUUGGUAUCUUUGAACAAUGCACUUAUACACAUGUAUGCUAGUUGUGGUUUGAUUGAGGAAGCUUAUCAAGUGCUUAAAUACAUGCCGGAAAGAAGUACUGUUUCUUGGACAAGCAUGAUCAUGGGAUUAGCAAAACAGGGCUUUGCGCAAGAAGCUCUUGUUGUGUAUGAACGUAUGCUAAGCUUGGGAGACAGAGAAGUCAAGCCUGAUGCAGUAACCUACCUUGGAGUUCUCUGUGCUUGUAGUCAUGCUGGAUAUGUUGAGGAGGGUUGGCUUCAUUUUACACAAAUGACUCAAAACUGGGGAAUUGAGCCCAGGAUUGAGCACUAUUGUUGCAUGGUUGAUCUUCUCAGCCGUGCUGGUUUCUUGGAUGAAGCAUUCAAUCUUAUUGAAACCAUGCCUGUGAAACCAAAUGAUGCUGUGUGGGGUGCCCUACUCGGUGGUUGUAGGAUUCAUAAGAAUGUUGAUCUUGCCUCUCAAGUGGCUCAGAAAUUGGUUGCUGAUCUUGACCCCGACUAUGCUGCCGGGUAUCUUGUGCUGUUGUCAAAUGUGUAUGCUUUUGCAAACAGGUGGCGGGAUGUUGCUAAUGUGAGACAAAAAAUGAUUGACAUGGGCGUGAAGAAGCCUGCAGGUCGGAGUUGGGUUCAAAUAGAUGGAGUUGUUCACGAUUUUAUGGCAGGUGACAGUGCCGACAAACAUGCAUAUUCAAUCUAUGAUAUGCUUUGGCAAGUCACUAGACAGGCAAAGCAGGAAGGCUACGAGCCAGACAUAUCAGAAGUUUUGUAGUAAUAGUGGGGGAUUUUAGAAUUUAAUAUUUGAGCAAGGAUCUGAAGUUAUUCCUUCGGUAAGUACCAAGUUCAGAGACUUAAAAGUUAAGUCCUUCCAUUAUAACUACUAACUGUCAUCUAUUAAGUUCAGAUGCUUAAAUGUUCUCAAGUAUAACUACUAAUGUGGCACUCGUCAUCACCAUAUUUCUGAAGUAACUCUCUCUAACAGUAACUGUAUCAUAUGCUUUAUUGUGCCCUUCCACACAGAUAUUGAAAAGUUAUCAUUGUGAGCAGUGGCAAGUGCUUUUAUUUUGUAGAUGAUAUAAACGCAUA
This is a messenger RNA of Theobroma umbraticum, 1997 nucleotides long. NCBI's taxonomy places the organism in Eukaryota, Viridiplantae, Streptophyta, Magnoliopsida, Malvales, Malvaceae. The record is from RefSeq and is a predicted model, not a curated record.